Messenger RNA from Danio rerio (zebrafish), 4035 nucleotides. Lineage: Eukaryota; Metazoa; Chordata; Actinopteri; Cypriniformes; Danionidae. The record is from RefSeq and is a predicted model, not a curated record.
UCAUGCGGCUGUUCAUGGAGGAGGAUCCGUGGAGAGAAAAACUGACUUUAUUCUGACGCUUUGACGAGAGGAAUCGGCAUCUACAUCAAAAUCAAAAUGCCUAAACCAGUAAAUGUUCGCGUCACUACAAUGGACGCUGAGCUGGAGUUUGCCGUUCAGCCCAGCACAACUGGCAAGCAGCUGUUUGAUCAGGUGGUGAAGACCAUCGGGUUACGUGAAAUAUGGUACUUUGGGCUUCAAUAUAUGGACAGCAAAGGCUACCUUACAUGGCUGAAACUUGACAAAAAGGUGUCUUCUCAGGACGUGAAGAAAGAGAAUCCGCUGCAGUUUAAGUUUCGUGCUAAAUUCUUCCCAGAAGACGUAGCGGAUGAGCUGAUCCAGGACAUCACUCAAAAACUCUUCUUCAUGCAAGUGAAAGAUGGCAUUCUGAGUGACGAGAUCUAUUGUCCUCCAGAGACUGCCGUGCUCUUGGCGUCCUAUUCAGUGCAGGCCAAGUUUGGGGAUUUCAGCAAGGAGUUGCACAGGCCUGGAUACCUGACAUCAGAACGCCUGCUGCCCCAACGGGUUCUGGAUCAGCACAAGUUGUCACGGGAACAGUGGGAGGAGAGGAUUCAGGUGUGGCACGAGGAACAUCGGGGGAUGCUCAGAGAGGACGCAAUGCUGGAGUAUUUGAAAAUCGCUCAGGAUCUGGAAAUGUACGGCGUGAACUAUUUUGACAUCAAGAACAAGAAGGGAACAGAGCUGUGGCUGGGUGUGGAUGCCCUGGGCCUAAAUAUCUAUGAGAAAGACGACAAACUCACUCCAAAAAUUGGAUUCCCCUGGAGCGAAAUCCGAAACAUUUCCUUCAACGAUAAGAAGUUUGUCAUCAAGCCCAUAGAUAAAAAGGCUCCAGAUUUCGUGUUCUACGCUCCACGUUUGCGCAUUAAUAAGCGCAUCCUUCAGCUGUGCAUGGGGAACCACGAGCUGUACAUGCGCCGCAGGAAGCCGGAUACCAUCGAGGUGCAGCAGAUGAAAGCUCAGGCUCGAGAGGAGAAACAACAGAAACAGAUGGAGAGAGCUCAGCUGGAGAACGAGAAGAAGAGACGAGAGGCCAUCGAGAGAGAGAAGGAGCAAAUGGAAAGAGAGAAAAAGGAGCUGAUGAUGCAACUCUACCAGUUCGAGGAGAGGACCAAAAAAGUAGAGAAUGAAUUGCAGGAGCAGAUGCAGAGGGCCAUGCAGCUGCAGCACGAACGGAGACUGGCUGAUGAAGAAGCCGCUAGACUGGAGGCCGAGCGACAGGCAGCACUGCUCGCCAAGGAGGAGCUGGCCCGUCAAGCACAAGAUCAGCUCAAGAGUCAGGAGCAGCUGGCUGCUGAGCUGGCAGAAUACACUGCAAAAAUUUCACUCCUUGAAGAAGCCAAAAAACGCAAGGAGGAAGAAGCUCAGACAUGGCAGAACAAAGCACAAUUAGCUCAAGAUGACCUGAUAAAGACGCGUCAGGAGCUUCACAAUGUGAUGACGGCGCCACCUCUUCCUCCUCCACCACCUGCAUACGACCAUGAUGAAAAUGAUCUCGAUGAUGGAGAGGAGAGCAAUGGCAGCUACACCGCAGACCUGCAGACGGGAGGAUUCAAUGACCACCGCCUGGAGGAAGAGCGAAUCACUGAGGCCGAGAAGAACGAACGAGUUCAGAAACAACUGCUGGCUCUGACCUCAGAAUUGGCCCAAGCUCGAGACGACACCAAGAAGACUCAGAACGACCUGCUGCACACAGAGAACGUGCGCGCUGGCCGAGACAAGUACAAAACUCUCCGGCAGAUCCGCCAGGGUAACACCAAACAGAGAAUCGACGAGUUCGAGGCCUUAUAAAACCAUCUGGACCGGGAAACUUUGGGAGGGAGGGGAAAGAAGGCAUCUCAAAGCCCUUGUCCGUUUUCUUACUAUCCCUUACGUCUGAGUGGUCAAUGCAAGAGGCACUUCCUGUGUACAAAACACCACACGCACAUACACACAUAUAUACACACGCACACAUAUAUACACACGCACACAUGCGACAAUGCAACUGAUUUAGUAUGACCACUGGUUCAACACACACUAAAUUAUUGAAAAACCAAAACGACGCACAGGAUUUUACAGUCAACAUACUGAAGCACACAUAGGAUGUUUACUUUUUAAUCCCAGUAGCGCUUUACAGUAAGGUUCUAUACUGUACCGGUACAUUUAUUUAACGGCUGAUCAGUCUUGGCUUGUAAUGCAUGAUUCAAAUAAGCAAAUCUGAAUGAGAGCACAAUCAAUUAAUUAUGUAGCAAUUAAAAACAAGCCAAGAUUAGUUAAUUAAUUAAUUAAAAAAAACAUAUGGAGCCUUAUUGUAAAAUGUUACCAGUUUCACCAAAGCACACCACUGACUUUUAUUUAAUAAUUUUUUUGUCACUGAAUGUACUGGAAUAAAUCCGCUUUUGCCAUUUACAAACAAUAUGAAGCUACCGAAUAUUUAAACACGUGCCAACAAUGCAUCCCCCCUUUUUUGUUAGUUAAUUAUGUGUAGUAAUUUAAUAAUUAGCCAAAUUAUAAUUUUGAAAUUUGUUCGGGUUGUAAUAAGGGUCUUUUUUUUCCUUUCUUGUUAAUGAUCCACUCAGCAAAAAGGGCUCGGCAGUAUGAUCAUCCUUUUAUGUCGUCGUCUUCUAUAUUAAAAGUCUUUCAUUCAUGUUGAAUAUGGCUUGGGCCAGAAUAUUUGUUAUAGUGUUUAUUUAUUUCUGUCUUUUGGGUUAUUUAAGGUUUAUUUUGGGGGUAGAUGAUGUACUUCUUUAUUAAUGAUAGUACAGGUUGUUUAUUGAUUCUGUGCUGACUCAAAUGAUGAUGAUUGAUACGUUCAUUCCCAAAUCUCAUGUUACUUAUUUGAUGAGCGUCAUUUGUAAGGUAGCAUUUUAUACAUAUACGCUCACACACACUUGUUUAUAUAUAGAGCGUGUGUGAAUGGAUUACAUUCAUAUGCAUGGUAUAUCAUUGCAUUAGAGGCUAAACUGAUUUUAUAUGACUUUGAAAUGAACUAGUUACUGAAUGUUUAUCGCCAUGACAGUGGGAAGAAGGAAGAGCUGCAUUUGUUUCAUAAUUGUAAUGAGUCUGAAUGUGAUUUAAAGGGAUAGUUCACACAAAAAUUUAAUUUGACUCUUUCAAUAGUACUAAACCUGACUUGAACACCAAAGAAGAUAUUUUAAAGAAUUCUGAAAACCUAUAACUAUUGACUUCCAUUGUAGGAAAAAAAUACUAUGGUUGUCAGUGGUUACAGGUUUAUAGCAUUCUUCAAAAUAUUUUUUCAGAAGAUUUGAAACCUCUGUGAUUCAAUUUAUUUUUGGUUGAACUCCCUUUAAAGUGAUUCUCGCUGUCAUGCUAGCAGCUCUUUAUAUUUAAAAAAAUUAGCAUAAAUCAUGUAGUGUUAAGACACCUUUACUCUGGUUUUUGGGUUGGAGAAGUCCUAUAUUUGGUCCCACCAGACGUUCAGAUUAUUUUACGUGACAUGCAAAUGGGCACAAUUUAGUCAGUUGUUUCUAUGAUGCCUGUAACCAUUUGGUGCCACUUUCAUAAAGUAUUUUUGUUGCAUCAUCUUUUUGUUCUCUGUGGCAAGUUUGUACAAAGGCUGUAGGUCGCCCGUGUAUUCGUUUCCUCCGAAAUGUUACUGAAUCACUGUUAAUUCAUUAAUUGAUCUCUUCUGUUAGAACGAGCGGUUUUAAUCACUCGCAGCACUUUAAGCGCUUGUGUUUGAUAUAUUAUUUUGAUAGGAUCCAUACACAGAUAAGCUUACAUUAUGGCCCGACCAGCCUGUAGCAUUGCUUUUAACCCUGGGUUAUGAAGCUACUAACCUAGAGAGAAAGUUAUUAAACCUUGGGUUACGCAACCUGCAGUGUGAAAUGCCUGUAUGUGUAUAAUAUGAUUAUUAUUAUCAUCAUAUAAACCUGUAGUGAUGUAACUGAAGUAUCAUCAAGCUUCACGACAACUGGAGUUAUUUAUUUUCCCCUAAAAGGUGUUUAUUAAAUUAGAAAUAAAGAUUUAUGAUGAUGA